GUCACUAGUACUAUAGUUAGUACGUGUACAAAAAUCAGCCAUUUAUGUUUUGUACGCUGAAAAUCAUGCACUGACACGAACUUAGUUUGUGAACAGCUGGUGAACUUGAAAACUGCUACGAACUCCUAAAUGACUGCGAAAUUCACUUUUUUUAGGUGACGGUCAACAACCCAACAUGGAUGCCCAAAGCGUCGUUCCACCACACAUAACGAUCCCGGUUUUGGCCGUGGUUGUUCUCGUUUGUCUCGUUUUCAUGUUUGGAUUUCGCAUGACCAGUCCGCAACCACCGAGUUUCGAUUUUGAUGAUGAGUCCAAUGACAAGAAAUCCAGACGGGGCAGGAAAAGAGUAACAUCAUCGCGACCAGAGAAAGCAAGCACAAAUGGAUCUGUUCCAACGCAGAAAGAGAGCCGGGAGAAGGCUGCGCCAGCCAAGACUUCUCCGAGCAGUAACGGCAGCAAUGCCUCUCCUAAGAAGGCCAAGCCAGCUGUACCCAAGAUCACCACAUCUAACAGUGCCCCAAAGCCAAAGAAAAUAAAUGACGGUGCUAGCCAGGAGAGGGAAGAGCAAGAAGGAGGUGAAGGAUGGAUCACUCCAAUUUCCAAGAAAGAACGCAAGCAGAACAAGCAGAAUGCAGGCCAGAAGGAGGUUACCAGUCAAGGCCCAGCUAGGCUCUCCCCCAGGCCCCACAAGAUGACAGCCUCAGGGGACAGUGUACAGAGCAGCACCAAAACCACAGAGCAAGUGGCUGUUGCAGAGUCUAAUUUGACUGCAGAGAACGCCACCCAAACCGAUGAACAGACCAAAUCCGUUGAAAAGGUUGAAGAGAAGAAAGUUCCAGAGACUUUAGCUGCCUCCCCUCCUCCUCCUCCUACCGCGGCAGUAGAGUCGCCUUCCACUAACAGCAGCAAGAGCUCUCGAAAGAAAAAGAAAGCAGCUGCAGCCGCCGUUGCCGACUUUGCGUCCACGAUACCAACUGACAAGGUUGAGGAACCGACUGUGGCUAGUGAUGAAGUACAGGAGGUACCGAGCGAGAGUGUAGUGGAACCAACAGAAAGUGGGGAUGCACCGAUAGAGCCUGAAGGCAAAGUGGAAGAGGCAGAGGAGGAAUUCACAGUCACAAAGUCAAAGAAAAGCAAAAAGAAAAAGGCCAAGAAUGCAUCAUCUGCUGUAGCAAGUCCAGAGGCAGCCCAACCCUCCAGUUUGCCAGAGACCCCUGCCAGCCAGCCCCUUGCCACAACCAGCCCGAAACCAGAUAGCCCAGUCAAGGAAAAGCAAGGGUCACCUAAGAAAUCUCCCAAGAAAUCCGCCAAGAAGCCAGCAUCAAAACAAGUUCCUGUAGAAGCAGAAGAAAGUAGCAGUAAACCUGAAUUCGCUUCAAAAGGAGCAUCGUUAGACCCCGAUUCAAAAACACAGAGGGCAGAAGAAACAGUAGAAGAGAGACUGGCCCCCAAACCCACCCCUAGUCCAGAUCCAGCAAGCCCAACCAUGCCAAGCCCAACCAAGCCAAGCCCAACUACACCACAAGACAGUGUGGAGGCUGCACCAUCGGAGGAGAGGAAAGACGGGGCAACAGGGGGAGAAGGAGGAGAUGACUGGGUCGAAGCCAAACCAGUCAAGAAGAAGAAGAAGGUCAGGAAGGACGUCUGACCUUUGACCUUUCAUCUCUGUGAGGCCGUUGACCUCCGUGUGCCUUUUAAAGAGACCUCUGUACCUGGGUCGUGCCUUUCAUCCGGCAGAGAAACCAACAAAGCUGUGCAAGGAUAUGGGAGAUGGCGGUGGAUAUCGUGACCUUUGAACUAUGACCUUUACUGUGACACCCAGUGCAGUUUCCAUUUGUUAAUGUACCCCAGACAUUGUGCAGAGCCUAGCUUAUCCAUAAUUUGAAUUAUAUGUGCUGAUGGCAGGAGUGAACUACCAUAUGAAGUACAGCAGUUAACGACAUGACCCUUGACCUUUGACAUUCGUCAUGACAACCAGCAUAAAUUUCAUUCCAGGAAUACAGUCAAAGUAAGGUCGAAGGUAGGGUAAGCAGUAUUUCGGAAAUCAAUUCGGAAGUGCCAGAUCGGCAAAGAAGUGACUUGAAAACUCCCCAAGUUCUGAUGGAAUAUGACCCCUGUUUUUUUUUUACUUGCACAAAAUGCAGAAUAUCUACCAUUGCAUUCAAGGUAUACUGAACUAAGCUUCACUCACAAUUUAUGCCAGCACAAUAUCUAGAAAGAUAUGGAGUUAAUGUGAGAUAAGUUUCAGACAUGAACAUUUCUGGAGUAUGUGUAAAUUUCAUCAUUUACAGCAACUCUCAAAACCAAAUCGGGGGAACAACACAGAGGCUUGUAAUUGUAAGGAUGCCAAAAUGUGCCAAAGUUUAGUACCCUUCUUGCUGUUAAGCCAAACAUGAGUCUUUUUUUAUUCUAACCACCAAUACGUUGUCCUGAACUCUGUUGGUAUCCCUCGCAACGUGUGUCGAAACUUUGACGGCUGUUGCGUUACAUCGAAGCAUGGGAAAGUUUCAUGUCAUGGUAUUUGUGACGUAUGUUGCCAAAUAUGAAGGGUGUUUAGAAGUAGAAAUCAAUCAAAAAAAGAAUAAAUUUUGAACAUUGUUUGAUUUAUUUUCUUGAAUUGUACAGCAAUUAGCUAGAACAGGAGACACAAAAUUAUAUUUUUUUUCUCUGAUUUUAGAGGUAUUUUACAAGUUAGAGUAUAUUAUUUUGUGUAUAUGAAAUUAUUGAAACAUAUUUUUUAUCGAAAUCCGAUGCUCCAUCAUUCCAACCAGUUAAGGGCAUUUGUUAAGAUAUUUUUGAAAGAAAGCAUAAGCAACAUUUACACUCUAAUUGAAAUAUCAAGUGUAUAAUUUUUCAUUAAAAAAUGUGGGAUGACUUUAUUUUUUAAUCAACGACAAGAUUCGAGAGAAUAAAUAGAUGAAUUUCAAUUUCUCAUACUACUUUAUUAGUGUUUGUAAGACUUACUAGAAUAUCUGAGGUUUGAAGUAGACUUCAAAUAAAUAUGUACAUAUUACUUAUUUUUGAUGCUAUCUCUCAUACAAACACUGCAUGAAUUCAUCGCAGCAUUCAUAUAGACAACAUUCCCAAAGAAUACCCCUCCUGUUGCCUUCAACAUCUCCAUUUUUUGGUGAAAUUCUUUGAUGAUCAAUAUUUCAUUUUUAGCAUUCCGUUUCUAUGAAUAGAUGCAAGAAAAAAAUAGACUUGGGUGCCAUUUUUGAAGAGUAUUCCACAAUUUAGGCAGUAUUAUAAUCAAACUUCCAGGAUUAUCUUGACUAAUAGUAUGCUCAUAUGAGGACAAAGGUGUACCUUUUUUUAUUGAGAUAAUGGUAGAAUACAUCUCUUUUUUGUCUCAUUUCAUUUUCAAACUGGGUGUGGGGUUUUAAGAGUCAACAGUAUUAAUCUCAUUGCAAGCAGAGGGAUAAAAGGUAUUAUGCAUAUUUUUGAAACUCCAGCAGCAAAGAUACAUUGUAAACCGCACUGAUGUUUUUCCCCUCUAGACAUAUGUCCAAAGACCAAUUCGACAAUAUCAUCAGUGAAUAUGGUGUGCAAAUCAUAUUUCAGUAAAUGGUGUAUGUGAUGGGGGUAAACUAGCAAAAAAAUGUUACAUUAAUUUCAUUAUGAAUUUAAUAUAUCAACUGAAAUGAACAAAAAAAUGAGAUUCUAAGGUAGAAAAAUAAUAUUUUAUCAAAGUUCAUUUCAAACUCCUCUACCUGGUUUUUUUUGCCAAAAAUAUAUAUUUUUAUAGGGAUUGGAUUUCAUGAGUUUAAAUGGAUGUUUUUGCUCUUAAUUUACUUUCAUUUGACAUCAAAAUAUUUUGUGAAGAAAAAUGAAAUUCGGAAAUUAUAAUCACAUGUUUUGUGUCAAAACUUUGUUUUUUCUUUGUGAUUACUUACAUGUUUGGUGGUAUUGUAGCUUACACUUGAGCCGGUAAAGACAACAUCUCAAGUUUUAUUUCCUAUGAGUGUAUAUUGUACAUAAAGCAAAUAUGUAAAUAAAGAUAUGAUGACAAUCUCUUUAUCUUGUCAAGGAAUAUUGCUCCAUUGAACAUUAGUCUAACUUAAAUCAUGGUCUGAAGACGUAGAUUAAGUAUGGUUAUUCAAAUGGGACGUAAAUCUCGAUCAAUUUACUAUCACAUUUUGAACGCGAAGCAUUACAAAAUGUCUUGAAAUGGUCAAUAUAAUUGUUUUCUUCACCAUUGAAAUGUGGGGAAGAUCUGCAUAAACUCACGAGGAGCGAGUGAACAGAGGAAAUGAAUGUUCAGCAAUUAUAACUUAUAAUUUUAGUCUAGACUUAGACCAUGAUAUAAGUUCAACCAAAGUUCAGAAUAAUUCUGUGGAAUAUGGAGAUAAUAUUCUUUAUUUUUGUUGGUGUUUUCCAGUACAACUCUAAGCUUGAUACAGGUAUGAUGUGUGCUUUGAGCUUUGACCAAUGCACAAAGGAUUUAUGAUUUUUUUUUUUAAUUUUAAACAGUCAUACAGUACCAGCAUAUGAUUUCAGCCACUUUAAUACAGUACAUUUAUUGAAAUAUAUUAUUUUUUCUGAAGUUUCAAUGGCUUCAUCACCAUUUUUUGUCACUCGUUUUGGGGCUUUUGAAUAGUAUGAUAUACUAGUCUUACCUUAACUUGUACGCUACCAUUCCAUGUGUAUGAUUGAGACCAUAUUGAGAAGCAUUGUUUUCUGAGAUGUACUUCAUUCAGGUGACAAUUAAUUUUUUUUCUAUUUUCAGAGGCUAUAUUUUUGACCUCAUUGGAACAACUGCUGAAUCAUAAGGAUUAUUUCUUUCACUGUAAGGGCUACUUUUUUUUUGCUCAAUGGGCAAUUAUGCUGUGCAAGCAUAUCAAUUUCUUCUGUUUAGAAAAAAAAGAUAUCUUGGAGCACCUUUUACAAAAGAUGGUUCCCCCCCCAGCAUUCCAUUUUGUCAAUUUUAGAUGCGCGUUUGGCUUCAGUGAGGAUGAAAUAGCCCAUCCUCAUUUGUUUCAUACACCAAUGUCAUUUAGAGUUCUUUUAUAGUUGUGGAUAUUGGUUGGAAGUCUGCACAUACCUAUUAUCUUGCAUCGUAUCAAAUACUUUGCUUUAUUCUGCGUACUUAAGUAAGUUGGGGAAUUUAAGUAGCGUUGCAAACAAGUAUUUAGUCGAAAUUGUGAGAUUGACGUAUCUUGCAUCGUAUCAAGUAUUUUGCUUUAUUCUGCAUACUUUUGAAAGUAGAUUGUGGACCUGCAUUUCAGUAGCAUUAUAAAGUUGAAAUUGUGAUGUUUAAGUUUUAUUUUUUCGCACUUGAUAUCAAUAGAUCAAUAGAUGUAGAUUGGGCUAUUAUAGUAAAAUGAUAAUAAAUCUGAUUUUGAAAUUUGAUUCUGAAUUUUUUAUGUACCUGAGUAAGUAAUGAUUGAAUUUGAUUGUUUUCAUUGUGUGCCCAAAUCAAAGAUUGUAGUGUUUCUCUGGCCAACAGAUUUAUGCUGAAUAUAUAGUUGGUAAGGGUAUUAGGGUAAUAUCUUAGGCCCAAGCUCAUACUUGUGGGUAUAUAUUCAAAGCUUGAGAUUUCAUCGUCCCGAUUGUCAACAGAAUUUACAGAUUCUAUAACUGCUUUGAAGUUACUGCUAGUUUUAUAGCUUCUU
Molecule: messenger RNA, 5612 nt
Organism: Lytechinus variegatus (green sea urchin)
Lineage: Eukaryota; Metazoa; Echinodermata; Echinoidea; Temnopleuroida; Toxopneustidae
Product: nucleolar protein dao-5-like
Exons: 8
Coding region: 176-1648 (490 amino acids)
Source: RefSeq, a predicted model, not a curated record